Messenger RNA from Scylla paramamosain (green mud crab), 2870 nucleotides. Its product is annotated as thiopurine S-methyltransferase-like. Lineage: Eukaryota; Metazoa; Arthropoda; Malacostraca; Decapoda; Portunidae. The transcript is spliced from 10 exons. The record is from RefSeq and is a predicted model, not a curated record. The coding region runs from base 342 to 1262 and encodes 306 amino acids. Gene Ontology annotation, molecular function: thiopurine S-methyltransferase activity.
UUUAUUUAAGCAGCUGUACUACCAUGGAUGGACGGAGGGAGGGAACGGGAGGAGGAGGAAGAGGAGGAAGCCACUGGAGGCAUUCAAGGAACGGACGACACAAUUGCAUGAACUGAUUUCCCUGCGAGAUGAAUGUGCGCCUGAUAAUGUCGAAGGUUGUGGGCGAAGCACCUCAGGGAGUUACCAAGUUAGUUCGCCCACAUCGCUGUUUCGCAUUACCUAAAAAAGACGGUAACACUACAGGUCGUCCGUGAUACAUCAGCACGCCAUUUUACAGAGGGCAUGGGAGCCUAGUGAUCAUCUCCAGGAAGGUACCACGUCAAUUGGUAUGGGGGCCAGUGAUGCUGAGGGCGUGUGGUCAUCAAAUUACAUCUUCCUCAAGCUGUUACCCACCCAUCAAAACUUCGCUGCAGUCACCUUUGAUCAAGUCAACAAACAACACACACACACACGGGUCGCCACCUCAAGCUGGGGCUGAGAGGCCAGACAAGAGGGAACAGGAUCCGGAGCCCCGACGUUACGUAGUGAGAUUCUGGAUUCACGUUCAUUGCAGUGCCCUUGAUGACAACAAUGAAAAGAAAGAAAUCAUGAGCAAAGAAGACCGCAUGGACACCUGGCAAGAAAGAUGGAGUCAAGGAAAAACAGGAUGGCAGCUACCAGAUCUCAACUUUGCCCUUGAAAAUCAUGCAUCCAAGUUGCUGCCCAAACCUGAGCGUCGGAUCUUAGUGCCGCUCUGUGGGAAGUCAGUGGAUGUUGAGUGGUUGUACAGAGAAGGACACACAGUAGUGGGCAUUGAAGGAAUAGAGCAGGCAAUAGUUGAGUUUUUCUCGGAACACAACUUGCCCUACAGCACUGAGCAGUUAACAUGGGCAAAAGUGUUCAAGACAGAAGAUGAUCGACUUAAAAUGUACUGCUGUGACAUUUUCAAGAUGGAUAUAGAAAACUUAGGAAAAUUUGAUUCCAUCUGGGAUAGAGGCUCACUUGUUGCCAUAUAUGAGGAAGACAGAGAAAGAUAUGCCAAAGUGAUUAAGGCUCUACUGGCUCCAGAUUUUCAUUACAUGAUCAACGCUACUCAGUACACUCCUCAUGAAGGUUUUAGUGGGCCACCAAGGAACAUUCCAACAGCAUUAGUGGAAAAAUUAUUUGGUGAUGUGUGUGAGUUGCAAGUGUUGGAGGAAAGGACAAGAUCCAAAGAAGCAGUUGCACACUGGGGUCUUGAUGACUUUGUGGAGGCAGUGCUGCUGCUCACUCCACAAUCAUGAGGCAGUGCUGGACUUCCGUACAACAUGGUGUAUAAUGAUAGUAAGGAUGGUGAAGUUGACAUAUACCACAAUUUAUUCACUGUAACAAGGGAAGCUCUUAAUAUUAAACAAAUUUACUGUACACAUGCUACUUAAAGAGGACAUCAUCUGAAUAUCUAAAAUGUUUGAAAUUAUUUACCCCUGAUCAUGCAAGCAGCCACUUUCUUUAGUAUCAACUUAAAAAAAAAGUUAUUUACCAGUGACUAACAGAUGCUGAAACAGAUGUGCAAUUUUUUAUUUUUAUCAAAAUAUGAUUGCUUUGUAAUCUUCGUAACAGCUUCAUUUCUUUUUGUUAGAAUAUAAAGACAGUAUAUUAUCUCUGUUUCAGGAGUUUUUGCUUCCUUCUAGGUGAAAAGUGUCCAAGUAUGUGAGGUUUGUGACAGUUGUCUGUCUGUAUGUUUUUAUUCAUAUAGUAAGGUGUGAUUACCUGAUUGCAGGCAAACCAAAACAUGUUGAGUCACACCCUUUCCAGAACUCCAACUUACAUAUCAUCCCAAAUUGAUUUGGUAUUAUUUUCUGAACUUUCCUUUUAUAGCUAUGCCAAAGCACAAUUACACUCACAUUAGUAAGGAUGCUGCAAGAAAGUAAAUUCUCUCUCUCUCUCUCUCUCUCUCUCUCUCUCUCUCUCUCUCUCUCUCUCUCUCUCUCUCUCUCUCUCUCUCUCUCUCUCUCUCUCUCUCUCUCUCUCUCUCUCUCUCUCUCUCUCUCUCUCUCUCUCUCUCUCUCUCUCUCUCUCUCUCUCUCUCUCUCUCUCUCUCUCUCUCUCUCUCUCUCUCUCUCUCUCUCUCUCUCUCUCUCUCUCUCUGUUGACCCAUAGCAGUUAGGAAAGUUAGAAGAUUCUGUCCCUAGAUGUCUGAAAGAGUACCUGAAAAAGAAAGGCCUUUGAUGCACUAGUGACUUGUAUUUAACAUUUUGAUGUAGUCAAAUGAUACUUUUUUAAAACUUUUAUGCAGUGUACAGCUUUGUUUUGACUGGAAAAGUUAUGUUUCCCAAUGUCCAGGUGAUGUGUGUGAGUUGCAAGUGUUGGAAGAAAGGAUCGCAGACAUAGAAGCAAUUGCACACUGGCAAAUAGAUGAGCUUGUGGAGGUGGUACUGCUGCUCACUCCACGGUCAUAAGGCAAUACUGGACUUCUUUACAACAUGGUGUAUGAUGAUGCUAAGGAUGAUGUUGACAUUUGCCACAAUAAACAAUUAUUCAUCUUAACAAGGGAAGCUCUUAAUAUUAAACAGAUAUACUGUACUCACACAGAAGGCAUCAUCUGAAUAUCUAAAAUAUUUGUAAUUAUUUAACCUUAAUCAUGGAAGCAAGCCACUUUUCUUAGUAUCAACUUAGUAUCACCAGUUACUUACAAUUGACUAACAGAUGUUGAAACAGAUUCUUUAAUUUUAUCACUGUAUGAUUGCUUUGUAAUCUUGAUAACAGCAGUCAAAAAAUUAGACAUCACAGAGCUGACAUUGUUCUUUUCUCCUUUGUGGUAUAUUUUUUAGAUGACUCACUUAAUACUUGUGUAAAGGAAAGCUUCAUUCCUUGUAAUUAGAAUGAAGAAAUGCAAUACAUUAUCCUUUUUU